Acytostelium subglobosum LB1 is the source of this 1032-nucleotide messenger RNA. RefSeq lists its product as hypothetical. The annotation marks the transcript as partial. The record is from RefSeq and is a predicted model, not a curated record. NCBI's taxonomy places the organism in Eukaryota, Evosea, Eumycetozoa, Acytosteliales, Acytosteliaceae. The transcript has 3 exons.
AUGAAUGAUGUAAUAAAUGUAGAUGAUGAUGACGAUGAUCAGGUUGUCGUUCCAGCAACAACAACUACGACAACAACAAGCACAACUUCAACUUCAACAAACAGGACAGGAUCUUCAUCUACAAACACUUUGGAUAACAAAAGAGUUCCAAUUAGACGGCCUUUGAACAAUAAACGACAUCAAAGGUCAGACCUGUUGGCUUCAGUCCAUGAAAGGAGACUUCUCCAACAAGCAUCACAACCUUUAUUACAACAACAGCCAGUGCAGCCGCCUCAAAGGAUUCAACCACCUCAACAUCCACAACCGCAACCUCAACCUCAUCAUCCACCUAAACAACAACAACAUAAUGUACAUAAUCAACAAAUAAUAGACCAAGAACAGCCAAGGCGACUUGGAAACCCUGUUAGUGGCAACAAUAUUCCAAUUGAGCAAUCGAGCGACCUGAGGAAGCAACUCGAUCUCAUACGAAGAAAGAAGCACCAAGAGUACAGGAAUGACAAACUUAGCACAAAGAAGAUGUACACUCUCUCUGACUUGGGUGAGUUACAAAAGUCUGACAAUGAUGCAAAGAUGUACUUUGCCUCUCUGCCCUCGUCAUCAUCGUCCAACAACAAUAGAUCAAAAGUGCAUACAAUUGGAAAUACAUUCAUGGACCCAGAGGCCAUUGGAAGGAAGUCCCUUGAGUUAACCAAUGCAUUCAGGAAGACACACAACAAACCUCCAUUGCAAUGGCACCAAGCUCUCUACACCAUUGGUGUUGAACAUUCAAAGAACAUGGCAGAAAACAAGGUAGCAUUUGGACAUGAUGGAUUCGAUAAUAGAGUGUCUAGAUUCCCAUUUGCUCAUCAGAAGUCUGGUGAGAAUGUGGCCAUGAAUAAUAUGGAUGCAACAGUUGCCGAGACUGCAGUUGAAGGAUGGAUACACUCCAAAGGUCAUCGUGAGAACCUACUUGGACACUUUAACAUCUGUUCAAUAGGUGUAUACCAAUCCAACGAUGGUAAAUGGUAUCUCACUCAACUAUUCGCGCUGACC